Messenger RNA from Hordeum vulgare subsp. vulgare (domesticated barley), 1085 nucleotides. RefSeq lists its product as uncharacterized. Lineage: Eukaryota; Viridiplantae; Streptophyta; Magnoliopsida; Poales; Poaceae. The coding region runs from base 1 to 591 and encodes 196 amino acids. The transcript is spliced from 4 exons. The record is from RefSeq and is a predicted model, not a curated record.
AUGAAGAAACGAAAUUCAGCCGCUCCACGACCGUCCAUCACGCGCAGCACACGUGGCCCCAGCGGACCGACCAGGUGGGCGGUGUUAUUGUGUCCAAAUUUUUGGGAAACGCACCGCUUCGUCCCGCUGUUUUCCCCAUCUCUCUCCUCGCUCUCACCUGCGGCCAGCCAAAAUCCUCACCACAAUCCCUCGAAUCCUCUCAGCCUCCGCGCAGGUGCGGGCGGCGUGAGAGCCGGCGACGAAGCAAAUAGUCGAACGCGGCGAAGGAUCCAACUCCAGUUCGUCGGGGCGAGGGACGGAGAAGGUAGGAGCGACGGGCGGAUUGGCCGGUGGAGUUGGUGGUUCAGCGCGAGGCGGUGUGGAUCCCUCCCAAAGAUUCCAGAUCCUGAUGCUGCGACGGGCGGAGUGACAAUUGAGGAACAGAAAACAGUGAAAUCUAGGCGCACACACACCCCUGGCACAACAGUUUUUAAGAUGGAGGACGUCCCAAAUCAACACGAUGGCGAGGGACCAGUACAAACAAAUGUCAUGGACGGGAUCAAUCUUGGGGGGUUACAAAUUCGUAGACACCCAAGGAAGAAGCAGGUUUAGGAAGGAAGGAACAGAGCAUCCCCUGCAAGGCUUGUUAAGCUAAAUAAGAGCCUUGACCAAAUGCAAAGGGAUCUGAUCGAAAAUGAAUAUUUCAUAGGAGGUAUCAUGAAGAUUGAGGCAACAACAAUGCCUGCUGAUCUCAGUAGGUGGGUUUUACAGAGGUACAAUCCAGAGAGCGAGUGUAUAGAAGUCCCACGCAGGGGCGAGAUACCCGUAACAGCUGAUAGCGUUCAACAAACACUGGGUCUACGCAACUCGGGAGAGGAAGUGUUCUAUGGGUGGGAUGCAGAAGCCAUAUCGUUCAUAAACAACAAGUAUGGGUUCGAAAGUGGAAGCGCCCCAGAGAUAACAACCUUCUGCAAGAUGAUCGAAGACAUGAAUGGAAGAGCAGAUGAUGAUUUCAUGCGCGCCUGGUUGAUUGUGGUGGUCAGCACGUUCAUCUGCCCCACACGAGCCUCCAUGUCAGCCCUUGAUGCUAUCCAAUAGUCGCUGAC